AUGAACUCUGGCUUUACCGGCACUUAUGAUCCUACGGAGAUGUCUGGUCGCGGGCCCAUGUUUAACAAACGACGAUUUGGUGUGCCACAGUUUUAUCCCCGAGACCUGAAAAGGCGGGUAGACGACUACGUUGUCGGCCAGGACCGGGCAAAGAAGACAAUAUGCUCCACCAUAUUCAAUCACUAUCAGAAUCUGCGCCGAAGAUAUCAGCACAUGCAUGAGGAGGAAAAUUUACGCGAAAAAUCUAUGCGACAGCGGUUCGCCCGUGAUCGAGAGCUGCACCAGAAGCGUCGUGAAGCUCACCCUGUUGAUGACGAGUUUCCUGGACAUACAGAAUCUGUUCGAGAGCUUUACGAAAGCGACAAGUAUGAAGCUCCGUCGCUAGAUCACUUAUACAUCACCGAGGACCAAGCGUCCGGCGACCCUGUCAAAAUCGACAAGAGCAACCUGCUCUUGAUAGGACCUACUGGUGUGGGGAAAACAUACAUCCUAGAAACUCUAAGCAAGAAACUUCAAGUCCCCUUUUCCAUCUGUGAUUGCAACUCUCUAACGCAGGCUGGUUACAUUGGUCAAGAUGUUGAAACAUGUGUGGAGAGGCUUCUUAUAGAGGCAAAUUACGACGUCAAAGCUACAGAGUACGGCAUUAUUGUAUUGGACGAAUUCGACAAGCUUGCCAGGCGAGAAACUUCUACAGGACGAGAUGUGGGUGGCGAAGGUGUCCAGCAAGCCUUACUGAAGCUUGUAGAAGGCGCCAAAGUCACCAUCAAUGUCAAGGAUAACCGAUCCUCUCGAUCUGCGCCGCCGAUUACAACAAAUUACACUGCGGGCGGCUCAUCUAGCAGCACAGCUCAGGCUGCACCCCCGGCCGCCAAACUGGACCAGUACACCAUCGACACUACCAACAUUCUUUUCGUUUUCUGCGGCGCUUUUGUUGGACUAGAUAAGAGCGUCAUUCAGAGGGUUGCCAAACCCACUAUGGGAUUUGGCGGCGAAAUUAAGGGGCGCACCACGCUCUCUGGUGAGCAACAGGCUCUACCUUCUGGACUUUACAGACACUUGGCCCACCAUGACUCUACUUCGAAGUUUACGCCGAUGGAUCUUGCUACCCCUGCUGACUUGCAAAAAUUCGGUUUCAUUCCUGAGUUGAUUGGACGACUGCACAACAUCUGCGCUCUGAGCCCACUAUCAAUGGAAGAUCUUUAUCGAAUUUUGACGGAGCCGCGCAACAGUCUUGUAGCGCAGUACACAGCACUUUUUGAAACAUAUCCGUCCCGCCUAUACUUCACAGAAAAGGCACUCUAUGCUAUUGCCAACAGAGCAUCGCAUUCUGGCACAGGAGCCCGUGGGCUGAAGAUGGAAAUGGAGCGGAUCCUGGGCGAACCCAUGUUUGAUGCGCCUAUGCCUUAUGUACUCAUUACUGAAGGCUGCGUCAACGGCACAGAAAAGGCGGGUUACUGGGCCAAGGAUGGGCGGUUCGAAGUGGAUAGACGAAUGGAAGAAGAGCAGCUCAAUCGCAGUGCUGAGCCCAUGGCCACCCUCGAACACCCACGAGAAGCCGGGCAAAGUGGUGGUUGA
This is a messenger RNA of Beauveria bassiana ARSEF 2860, 1575 nucleotides long. Its product is annotated as ATP-dependent Clp protease. Gene Ontology annotation, biological process: proteolysis; protein catabolic process. NCBI's taxonomy places the organism in Eukaryota, Fungi, Ascomycota, Sordariomycetes, Hypocreales, Cordycipitaceae. The record is from RefSeq and is a predicted model, not a curated record. The transcript has 3 exons. Gene Ontology annotation, cellular component: mitochondrial matrix. Gene Ontology annotation, molecular function: ATP binding; ATP hydrolysis activity. The coding region runs from base 1 to 1575 and encodes 524 amino acids.